GUACCUUGCCCUAGAAAAACUACAGACUCCAAUUAACACUGACAUCAAGAAGUUACUCCUCUGCAGGGAGGCUUUUUGGAUCCACAAAUUGAAGACCUUAACCCCACAAGGCCUAAACGAUAGGCUAGAUCUCACCUGCUUCUUAUAAUGGGAUAAAAAAAAUACUUAAGUCUUUACAGAACUACUACUGAAUGCUCGCAACUUGAGGUAGAAUACUACAUGUAAGGAUCCUCCAAGGACAUGCUUGGUCUUGAGAGAAACCAGCAACAGAUGUAAAACACACUGACUAAGGGCACAGACAAAGGGCAACAAUACGACUGUGACUUCUUUUACUCGCGUUGCGCAUGCGCGCCGGACCGCGUUGUGGACGCGCUAGUCACGUGACAUCCCGAAUUUCCAAUAUGGCUGCGCCCAUCAGCUGCUGCUAGUCCUUGCUUGCUGUCUUUGCGGCGUGGAGCUGAGUCCUGCCUACACAUGGACCGGGGAGAUUUCUUGGUCUCCUUGACGGCUGGUGGGUUGGCUGGAGUGUCAGUUGACUUGAUAUUGUUCCCUUUGGAUACAGUCAAGACGAGACUACAGAGCCCUCAAGGGUUUAAGAAGGCUGGUGGUUUCCAUGGCAUCUAUGCUGGUGUUCCCUCUGCUGCUGUAGGGUCUUUCCCAAAUGCUGCUGCCUUUUUUGUCACUUAUGAAUAUACAAAAGCUUUGCUCCAUACCGGUGGAUCUCCAUACUUAGGUCCGUUAACGCACAUGCUGGCUGCCUCCUUUGGGGAAGUUGUGGCUUGUCUAAUACGGGUUCCCUCUGAAGUCGUGAAACAGAGAGCACAAGUUUCUCCUUCCUCCAGUACCCUUCGGAUCCUUUCCAGCACUUUGUAUGAAGAGGGCAUUCUAGGACUCUACCGAGGCUAUAAAAGCACAGUAUUAAGAGAGAUCCCUUUCUCUCUUGUACAGUUUCCUCUGUGGGAGUUCUUAAAGGAUUUCUGGUCGUGGAAGCAAGAACACGUGGUCGAUUCUUGGCAGUCUGCAGUCUGUGGCGCUUUUGCAGGUGGAUUUGCAGCUGCAGUCACUACCCCUCUGGAUGUAGCCAAGACAAGAAUUAUGCUGGCAAAGACUGGCUCCAGAACUGCAAGUGGGAAUGUAUUAUCAGCUUUGCAUGGAGUGUGGAAGGCAGAAGGGAUAUCAGGGUUGUUUGCAGGCAUUGUCCCCCGAAUAUCUGCCAUCAGCCUUGGAGGCUUUAUCUUCCUUGGGAUGUAUGAUAAGAUCCGCCGAUUGCUUCUGUGAAUUGUUUUAGGGACUUGAAACAAACAGCUGAGAAACUGCUCUCCUCUCUCCCUGUUCCUGAAAGGGAGAAGAAAAGGAAGUUGUUCAUUUGCUUUCCCACAAAUCCCCCCCCUCCCACUCCCCUCCCCACAACCAUCCCACCUCCAUCCUGCCUCCUGUGGCUUCACAGCUGUUCAACAGCCUGGACUCUAUUCCCACUCCUUAAGCAAGAAAAAGAAACCCCUCAAUUCCGUUUCCCUAAUAUAAAAUUUCCAUGUAUGGAAACCCCUGUUCUAGCAGUGAGCUCAUUGGAAAGAGCGUGCCAAGAAAGGCAAAUUUUGGGGGGCGAGCGGCUGUUUUUAUGGGCUCCAGCCUUGUGCCUGAAAGGCAUCGUUAUUAGGACUCGUUUAGGGGGAAUGAUGUGCAAAUGAGAAGAACAUGGGCCCGGCAGCAUGGCAGGAGUUAAAGGAGCCUUCCUUCAUUCUGUGGCACCGGGAUCGUAGCCUCGAGGAGGCGGAGAAGAGGAGGACUGCCCUGCUUGCAUUUCCAAAGGCCGGGCCUGCUAUGCUCCAAGGGACAGGCGGAAGAGGCUCCGGUGUAGGUUUCUUUUUCAAAAAUGUCUACGUAAGGGGAAAGGGCCAUUUCUUUCUUGUCUGAGCCCCAUUUGGAAAGUUUAGACCACUGUUCAUACCUGCAGGUGCAUAGCAAGCAUUCUUGCUUGGAUAAGCAAGGCUGCCUUUUUUAAUUAGACUCAGAUUUCUCCAGUAAAAGUACAAUGUUGUAUUGUUUUACUCUCUGACAAUGUUGCCUAUAUGGGAAAAAAGCCCUGGUUUUCCUUUCCCCCCUUUCCCAUCCUUUGCUUCUAUAGCAGCCCUGCAUCACACACCAAGGGGGGAAAAGGGAGAUUUAGGGGAUGGGGGUAAUGAAAAAUGGAUCGGAGAAGGAUGCUUUUCCUCACUUGAAUGGAAAGACUGUGAAUCACAGUGCCUUGCGUCUCGGAUAGCAACAUUUACAACAGUAACAUUGCUCCUGGAUGAGUGAGUGGGUGGAUGGGUGCAUGAGGGGUGGUGGUAUCCUUUUUUGUUUUUGUUUCUUGCUGUGAUCUUCAGAGUAAUACAGCAAGUUUGUUUUUUAUGCUCUCCUUGAUAAACUGAUGUUGAAGCUUUUGGGAGAGUUUUAAAAAGUGGCGAGUUGCAGAACUCUGUUAGAAGAGAAAGGGUAUUCUGGUUCCCUGCUUGGUUUGAAUGAUCCCUUCCUCUAAUGCAAGGACGGAGGAUGACUGGCUCGACAGCAGUAUGUGUGGAAAAGACCUUGGAGUCCUCGAGGACAACAAGUUAAACAUGAGCCAACAAUAGCAUGCGGCAACUAAAAAAAGCCAAUGGGAUUUUGGCCUGCAUCAAUAGGAGUAUAGUGUCUAGAUCCAGGGAAGUCAUGCUACCCCUCUAUUCUGCCUUGGUCAGACUACACCUGGAAUAUUGUGUCCAAUUCUGGGCACCACAAUUGAAGGCAGAUGUUGACAAGCUGGAAUGUGUCCAGAAGAGGGCGACUAAAAUGAUCAAGGCUCUGGAGAAUAAGCCCUAUGAGGAGCGACUUAAAGAGCUGGGCAUGUUUAGCCUCCAGAAGAGAAGGCUGAGAGGAGACAUGUGAGCCAUGUAUAAAUAUGUGAGGGGAAAUCAUAGGGAGGAGGGAGCAAGGUUGUUUUCUUCUGCCCUGGAGACUAGGACAUGGAACAAUGGCUUCAAGCUACAGGAAAUGAGAUUCCACCUGAACAUUAGGAAGAACUUCCUCACUGUGAGAGCUGUUCGGCACUGGAACUCUGCCCUGGAGUGUGGUGGAGACUCCUUCUUUGGAAGCUUUUAAGCAGAGGCUGGAUGGCCAUCUGUCUGGGGUGCUUUGAAUGCGAUUUUCCUGCUUCUUGGAAAGGGGUUGGACUGGAUGGCCCAGGAGGUCUCUUCCAACUCUAUGAUUCUAAGUUAGUGAGCUUAUUCCAGGAAAGGGUAGGCUUCAGAGUAUCCUAUAUACUCAUAUAUGUCUAGAAAUUUUGGUCAAAAACCAACCCCAAAAACCUAGCUCAAUGUUUCUAUGGGUCAAUGUGACUACUGUUCCUUAACUCUUAGCAGGAAAGGAACCCUUCUCAGAAUAGAGUGGCAAAAGGGAAGAGGUUAGACUGUCCCAGGAGAACCUAAAAGAUGUACUGAUCUCCUCUACUUUUUCUGGUGUUUUGCCAUUUCUGUCCUUUUUGAAGCCCUAGGUGGGAAAAUGACAGCGGUGGCCAGGGCCCACUGACCUUCUUCCAGGUGUCAUAGAAUCAUAGAAUAGUAGAGUUGGAAGAGACCUCACAGGGCAUCCAGUCCAACCCCUGCCAAGAAGCAGGAAAAUCGCAUUCAAAUCAUCCCCGACAGAUGGCCAUCCAGCCUCUACUUAAAAGCCUCCAGUAAAGGAGCCUCCACCACAUUCCAGGGCAGAGUGCCAUUGCUGAACAUCUCUCACAGUUAGGAAGUCCUUCCUAAUGUUCAGGUGGAAUUUCCUUUCCUGUAGUUUGAAGCCAUUGUUCCGCAUCCUAGUCUCAAAGGCAGCAGAAAGCAAGCUUGCUCAAUCCUCCCUAUGACUUCCCCUCCCAUAUUUAUGAAUGGCUAUCAUGUCUUAUCUCGGCCUUCUCUUCUGCAGGCUAAACAUGGCCAGCUCUUUCAGCCAUUCCUUAUUGGUGCUUUCUCCUCUCUGCAGAAUGACAUGUCAAAGUCCAUAAUUUUGACCCUAAAACAUGCUCUUGACUUAUACAUGAAGUCAACCUAUCCAUGAGUUUCUGCAAUAAGUCAUGACCAUUUCAAGUCACAUCAAUAUUGGCUCUGUUUUGAACAUGGUCUUAUUAAGAGUGAGGUCCAGCAAGUUGAAAGGGGUGCAACUCCAAGCAGACAUCUCUUUAAGGUAGUGGUGUCAGUGAGUGAGAUCAUAACUUAAGGAGAACCACUAGCUUGCAGUAAAGCAAUUGACAUCACUAAAACUUGAAAAGAUUUUGACUCUGAUCCCAUUGAUUUCAAUCAUACUUCAGUUCAAAAAGAAGCUCCUUUUUGCAAAGCCUUUUAAUGGCUGCCUAUCCUCACCUCCCACUUUUAACCUUGUUCUUUUUCUACUUGGAUCACUUUUUGUUUGUUUUUUUAAGCAUUUUUGGUAUUGGGAAGAUGGUGAAAGAAGGCUGGAGAAAUACAGAUUUUGGCUGCAGCAGCAAAUCUACAGUAAAUCGUGUGACAAAGUUUGCAGUGGGAUUCUGCUUUAGCUGAUCCUAUUGUAGCUAUGUGUGCCUGCAUACAACAAGCAAGGUUUAUUCCACUUAGAUUCCAACUAGCUGCAGUUACAAGGUGAUGAACAUGGGGUUUUUGUGUGUGUCAGGAGAAACUUGGGAAACUGCAAGUCGCUUCUAGUGUGAGAGAAUUGGCCGUCUGGAAGGACAUUGUCCAGGGGAUGCCUAAAUGUUUUGAUGUUUUUAUCUUCCUUGUGAGAGGCUACUUGUGUCUCCGUAUGGAGCUGGAACUGAUAGAGGGGGCUCAUCCGUGCUCUCCCUGGUUUGGAUUCGAACCAGCAACCUUCAGGUCAGCAACUCAACCUUCAAGUCAGCAGUCAUGCCGGCACAAGAGUUUAACCCUCUGCACCACUGGGGGCUGUUAAAGUCUAUAUUUUAAUGUCCUUUCUCCAGUGUUCCUACCUUGUUCCUGGCUCAAGUUAAAACUAUGACGAGUGCUUUGUGGCAAUAACAUGUUCUUAACACCAGAGCUCUUCAGAAGAUGAGAAGGAAAGUCCAAUCAGAGAGUUGCCCUUGAUGUGGAGGUUGCAGCAAGUGUUUUGCUCUGUCUUUUUGGCUUAAAGUACAUCUAAAAUGUUCAGGGCCCCUGCUCAGCUCUGGAGAGUAAAAACGGUGGUAGCAAGAGAUUAUGAGCAUGAACAGAGUAAACAGGAGAGUAAGAAAUGUUAGCCUGGAAGGAACAACAUGGGCACCCAGAUCUCUCCUUUCACAUUCCCUGUUAGGAAAAUUAUCUGAUUUUGCUAAAUAUAUCCUUUCCCUGCUAAAAUGAGGGUCAAAAGGGAACAAGGAUGUCUUGAAAGAGUGGGCUAGAGAAUGAUGUCCUUGUUUCUACUGCUAGCAUCCAUGAGCCAUUGUUCCGCUGCUCUACUGAUCGAGAUGUAGAGGUAUACCUGAGUAAAUGAAAUACUGUAGAUGUGUUCUCUCCUUUGAAAGAAACUUUGGUUCUAGAGGCAGAAAUAACAUGGAAGGAAUAGGGAUAGGUUCCUACACCACCCAAAAAAGAGAGAGAUAAAGAAGAGCAGUUUAAUAAAGUUCAGCAAACUGUUUAUAGAGAACUAACAAGAAGCACAUGUGAAAUGAAACAACCUGGCCAAAUAAGCCUUACAUAAGUAAACAAAAACAUUUUCAACCUUUUGGAAACCACUUGAAAGGUUCUUCCAAAAUUUAUCCAGCCUCCACCUUUGUUAUGAUUUACAGUUUGGUGGCCAAACUUAAGGAUUUGUGCUCUAGAUAGAGCUGGUUCGGAAAGUUUAUCCAUUCUCUUAUUUUUGCCUUUGAUGUAUUGUCAGUAAUGGAUUCUGGAGAGACCUGUUGUUUAUCUUGCCUGUUGUGGACUGGUAUACACAACUAUAGUAAAAUUGGGUAGAGUUCCCUUUUCCCUAUUCUAUAGUUUACUGCAGAUACAGUUCUGCAACAAAGUCUGUGUUUCUCCAGCUGUCUUUUACUAUGUUUCCAAUGCUGAUGCUGCUCAAAACCAUUCGGCAAGACAGGAUGAGAAAAGAAAGCCUAGUUAAGCUUUGUAGAAAGGAGCUUCUUUGUCAGAGUCUUUAUUAACUGAGAUAUAUACAUAUGUGCAGAGUGUUCUACCAGGGAGGACACGAUUUAAAUGUUGAGGUUACUCUGUUGCAGGGCAAAUGUUCCUCCUUCUUUAGGCACAAAUACAAUUAAAAUUCUACACUAUCAACAUUUCUUCAGAAUUAAUGUUUUUUAGUAGAGACAUUUUGCAUCAGGACUUCCCAGCUAGUUGUAAUGAUGCACAUCUUUCGAAUUGGGUCCCAGUGUGCAUCCAUCCUAAUGUGCAGGGGUCAGUUCGUUAUAUCUUGUCCAUAGCAGCAUUAACAUCAGCCCCUUGCUGACAACAAACUUUGUGAAAUUGUCCAAUUCUAUUUCCUGCAGAUGUAAGUCCAUUUGCAAAGAACCAAGUCCCUAAUGAAUCCCAGCUGUAUUUUGCAGAAAUUGGAACAAAGCUGGAAAACGUAGGAUGACAGUGAGACAAGAACAAGGGCUAAAACUGUUCCUAGAAUUGUCUCAAGCCUGUUUAAUGGUUUGUCUGCUAUGUCUCAUCAUUUUCUCCACUAAAGUAUGAAUAGGGUUCAUUUUGUCUCCAGUGAUUUACUCUCGCCUUCCCACAAAUAUUUGACAUGGGCAAAGUGUAUUUGUGUGUGCAAGGUGUGUAUAUGUAACUUAUGGGACUUCACAGGCACUGGAAAAAUAUUUCCUUCUGCUGGGCUUAAACCAAGCAAUUUCCCUGGGUGUCCUUGAUUUUUGGCAUUAGAAAGAUGGAAAGAAGCACUCUGCUUCAGUGCACAAGUCGUAAUUUUGGGGCCCUUUCUCUACAAUUGUUUUUAAAUCCAAAAUGAACUGCUCCAAUCCUGCAUCUUUGAGGUGGAAACAUCUCAUCCUCCAGAUGUUUUGGUCUUGUAGUUCUUCUAGCUGGCUGCUGCUAUGUGGCAAUAUAUGUACUGGACGUAGUGCUGAGAAGACUUUGCUCUGUGAUGAAGCAACUCCUUCCCAAGCAGGAAGAUCUCAUGUCCCCUCCCUAGGGUUAGAAUCUUCAACCCAAGAGAAAUGCUGUCAGUCAGUAUCAAUACUAUUGGCCUAAAUGGACUUCCCAUUAGGUCCCAGGGUUCUUUAGUCUGGACACUAAUGUGUACAAACUACUGUUUAGCAGUCCAUCCGUUCCUCAGGAAACUAAACCUGAAUCCAAGAAGAGUGAAUUAAUAUCACAAUUCUUUAAGGGUAAAGCAGUACUGUAUGAUUUGGGAGGCAAACGAGGCACUAUUGUUCAACUGCAAGAAUUUAAUCUGAGUCCAUUGUUGUUUGUAUAGUGGGGAAAUGGUACACUUGUCAGAUGGUGCACCUGAUGAACCCAAUGAGAUCAGCUCAGGCAGGAGCAGGGUGCCAGGGCCGUCUGCAUAAACUUUCAUCAUCAUUGCCAUUCGUAGGGCAUUUGGACACAUACUCCCUGGGAAAUUUAUUUUGUAAAUAUUGCAGCCUAAGAUGAGCCUAGAUUUUGUAGUGAUGUAACUAUCAUGUUACUUUCUCUUCUUAAAAAACAACUGAUUAGUCAUCAGACUUUAGAUACUUUGUUUUUUCACACAUCCUGGAGGUUUCAUUCAAAUAGUUGUGCUAGACCAUGCCCCCUGAGAAACAUUGAGGAGGACAUCAAGGAGAGGGAAAGAGUGGACACUCCCUGGUAGAAGAAGACAAGAGAUAGAAGAAAAGGAUCCAGGAGAGGGAUGAAAGGGAGUUGAACAUACUAUCCUUUGGCUCUUAUAAUACAGUACAACCCCUGUAUCCAAAGUUUCAUUAAUCCUCUCAAAGAGUCAUUUCAAGGGGUUUUCUAGUUUUUCCAGCAAGGCUGUUCUUGGACUAAAAGUUCUUCAUUUCAAUAGGGUUCACUAUUACCUGCAGUUUUGUGUAUCCAGGUGAAUUCCGGGAACCUUUCCUCUACAUAUAUGGGGGAUUGUACUGUAUAUUAAUUCUCCGUGUAGCAUGCUCACAUUGUGUUCCUGAUGGUAUAGUGGAAUGAGUUCAAAAAGAGGAAUCUUGUAGGCCAUCUACAGUACAACUAUGCACAAGUCCAAAAGAUUCGGGAGGAGAUUGCAGCCUUCUAUGCAAGAACUCCAGAGGAACCCAAGGAGGUUUGAUGUGUAGCAGUUAAUUAUAUUAUUUCUACUUUGCAAAAACCAUUAAAAAAAAAACACCAGUUCUGAGCAAGACCAGAACUAAUAUUAUAAAUGAACCUUUAUUAAAGACACUUCAAUGCCAUUUGUUAGACACUUUCAAUAUUUUUACAAUGUACUUCUCAAUGUACAACAUUGUACCAAAACUUUUCUAAUAAAUAAAUAACUUUGUACACAAAAGUAAUACUUCCUCUUUCACAUUGCCUCUCAGAAGCAGCAGAUUCACAUAUUUAGUGGAAGUAACAUUAGAAUGAACAGUUAACCAUAUCCAAAAAUACAAUAUUUUUUUAAAAAAUGUCUAGGUGGCAAGUGUGCUUGGUGCUUAAUGUUUCCAACAGUGAUACCUCUUUCCUAUGCUUCUCUGUGUAGAUGUUCCACACUCAACCUAAAACUCCUAUUUUGCCACUCUUUAAAAGCUUAUUCUCUAACUCCACACCUACCCUCUGCUUUUUUUACAUUACCUUGAUGGAAAAGGCACCCUGAAUCUUUUUGUGUUUCCCCCAUGGCCAGUCAUUUAUUACUAGUCUUAAUGUGACUGAAUGGCUAUGAAUUGGCACCUCACAAAAUUAGCCACCUACCAGAAAGUGCAAGUGCAUCUCCUGUCAAGAAGUGACAGAGAUUGAUAGCUGGCUAAAUGUUGCACUGAGUCUUUGCUUUACAAUUGCACACCUUCAUCAAAGAGCGGAGAGAAGUUAGAGUUGUUUUAAUGGAGGUACAAAAUACAUGCUCUACCCAACUUCGGGGGGAAAUGUGAAAUCCGCUAGCUUUCUUGAUCCAGAAAAGCUUGGGGGGGGGGGGGACCCAAAACAA
Anolis carolinensis (green anole) is the source of this 9051-nucleotide messenger RNA. It is a transcript of the gene slc25a26, whose product is annotated as solute carrier family 25 member 26. NCBI's taxonomy places the organism in Eukaryota, Metazoa, Chordata, Lepidosauria, Squamata, Anolidae. The transcript has 11 exons. Gene Ontology annotation, cellular component: mitochondrial inner membrane. The coding region runs from base 475 to 1278 and encodes 267 amino acids. Gene Ontology annotation, molecular function: S-adenosyl-L-methionine transmembrane transporter activity. The record is from RefSeq and is a predicted model, not a curated record. Gene Ontology annotation, biological process: transmembrane transport.